GCCCUGCCCCUGCCUGCGCACCCUGCUCUCUGCCGGUGUUGGUUUCCCUGCUGCUUGUGGGGAGAGGUGGAGUAUUUCCUGCCAGCUGCUGCCUCUGUUCAGCUGCCAUCCCUGGGCCUCUUCCCACCAAACACUUGAGUUUCACAUCAAACCAAGCAACCAGAGGACAUAAAAGAGGAAAGGUACAAAUGCACUCCAUGUUUUAACCAUUGAUUUGGUUUAGGUUUUCCCUUUGGUAACAGGAAAAAAACAAAAAUUGUUUGGAAUCAUCAUACUUGACCUUAGGUAUCAUCAUCUUGAUCUUAAGACUAAGCUUGUCUACCCCACAGACACAAAGGAGGGGGUGAUAUUCCUCAUGACCGCACAUUUCUCGUGUUGCCCUGCUAUGGAGAAACCUAUUUUAUUCUAAGGGAUGAGAAUGCAGAACUGCCCAAAGCCUCCUCUUGCAAUAAUGGCCAUGCAUGAGGUAUGAGCCUGGUUAGGACACUGCCUUUUCCCCCAGAGUGAAUGUGUUCCCAUGUCCAACUAAUCCUACACACCUACAGAGCUGGUGGCUCAUGUCUGGUUCCUGCUGGAGAGCUUCCCUCCUCUGACAGCCUCCAGCCACCUUUGCCUGAGCAACGGCCCUAAACAGCCCAUCAACACAGCAGCUCAUCCCAUCCAGCGGCAGCCCACAGUGGCACAUCCUUCCAAGACACAGACUGGGGUCUCUCCUGCCUGAUAUUCAGGGUUCUCUCACACCAGCCAUGAAAACAGUCCUGGCAAAGGCUGAGGGAACAUCCCCAGCGCCUUCACUUCUGUCUGCCGUGGCUGCAGGCCCAGAGCUAUUGCUCAGCAAGAGACUCUAAUGAGGAAGUACCAAUGGGGCAGUGCAGGGCUGAUGGCUGGUGGCCAUGGGAGGGUUCCUCAGAAAGGCCCCUUGGUGGCAGCUGAUGCACACUGAUGGUCUGAUUACCCCCAGCCUCUCCUGGGCCUGGCCUUGAGCCCUCUGAUCAAGAGCAGCCACGUGGCAGUUUACUAAUGAGGUGAUGCCCUGCACGGGCACCGCAUUGUCAGGUGGAAGAGGAAACCGAGACAGGCAGAGAGAGAGCUUUAUGGUCUUUUCUGGCCUACCAGCCAUGGAUAGGAAGCAGCAGCAAGCAGAGGAGGCCAGGCCUUGCGGCCUCCUGAAGCCAAAAGCUUUAGGCAAGAUCCCAGGCAGAUUCCAUGUCCAUCAGGAAGCACUGCCCCAUCUCCCAGUGCCGCCGCUGCAGCAAACGCUGGACCGGUACCUGCUGGCUCUGCAGCCCAUCAUCACCGAGGAGGAGCUGAACCACACACAGGAGCUGGUGGCUGAGUUCUGCAAACCAGGAGGUGUCGGGGAGAGGCUGCAGAAAGGCCUGGAGAGAAGAGCCAAGAAAACAGAGAACUGGCUCUCAGACUGGUGGCUGAAGACAGCUUACCUGGAGUAUCGCCUGCCUGUUGUGGUCCACUCCAGCCCAGCUGUGGUUUUACCCAAGCAAGAUUUUCUGGAUCGACAAGGUCAGCUCAGGUUUGCUGCCAAGCUGAUUGAGGGCAUCUUGGAUUUCAAGUCCAUGAUUGACAAUGAGACCCUUCCAGUGGACUACAUGGGUGGGAAGCCCCUCUGCAUGAACCAGUACUACCAUAUCCUCUCAUCCUGCCGCAUCCCCGGGCCCAAGCGGGACAGCAUCGUCAACUAUGCCAAAGGCAAGAGCCAGUCCAGACACAUCACAGUGGUUCACAACUUCCAGUUCUUUGAGCUGGAUGUUUACCACAGUGAUGGAAGUCCCCUUACCACUGAUCAGAUCUUCAUUCAGCUGGAGAAGAUAUGGAACACCUCCCUCCAAACAAACAAAGAACCUGUUGGGAUCCUCACCACCAACCACCGAAACAGCUGGGCAAAAGCCUACAACAACCUUCUGAAAGAUAAGACCAACAAGGAAUCCGUGCGUGCGAUUGAGAAGAGCAUUUGCACUAUCUGCCUGGAUGCACCUAUGCCACGGGUGUCUGACGACACCUACAAGAGCUCCGUGGCCGCUCAGAUGCUGCACGGAGGAGGCAGUCGCUUCAACAGUGGGAACCGAUGGUUCGACAAAACCAUCCAAUUCAUCAUUGCUGAAGAUGGCUCCUGUGGUCUUGUAUAUGAGCAUGCUCCAGCUGAAGGGCCCCCCAUCGUUGCUCUUCUGGAUCACAUUGUGGAAUACACGAAGAAACCCAAGCUGGUAAAAUCACCCACGACUCCUUUGCCAAUGCCCAAAAAGCUGCGGUUCAACAUCACCCCAGAAAUCAAGAAUGACAUAGAGAAGGCAAAGCAGGACCUCAACAUAUUGGUCGAAGACCUGGAUAUCAAAGUCAUGGUGUUUCAUCAAUUUGGGAAAGACUUCCCCAAGUCAGAGAAGAUAAGUCCUGAUGCUUUUAUCCAGUUGGCCUUGCAGCUAGCAUAUUACAGGAUGUAUGGCCAUUCCUGUGCCACCUACGAGAGCGCAUCCCUGCGGAUGUUCCGCCUGGGCCGCACAGACACCAUCCGCUCCACUUCUGUGGCCUCCCUGAAGUUUGUGCAGUCAAUGGACAGCCCUGACAAAUCGGACCAGGAGAAAGCCAACUUGCUGAGGAGAGCUGUCCAGGCCCACAGGGAGUACACUGAUAUGGCAGUAAGGGGCAAUGCAAUAGACCGCCACCUCUUAGGCUUGAAGCUUCAAGCCAUCGAGGACCUAGUGAGCAUACCUGAACUGUUCAUGGACACAGCAUAUGCUAUUGCAAUGCACUUCAACCUCUCCACCAGCCAGGUCCCAGCAAAGACAGACUGUGUGAUGUGUUUUGGCCCCGUGGUUCCAGAUGGCUAUGGCAUCUGUUACAACCCUAUGGAUGAACAUAUCAACUUUGCAAUUUCUGCAUUCAACAGCUGUGCUGACACAAACGCAGCCCGCAUGGCACAUUACCUUGAGAAAGCACUGCUAGACAUGAGGGUCUUGCUCCAGUCUGCUCCUAGAUCCAAACUGUAAGAGGCAAACAUAAUGCAAAGCCCCCACAUUAAAGGGGCUAUCCCUUAUGCACUGAAUUUCCCAGUUCCUGAUUGAGGGGACAGUUUGCACUGGAACCUAUGAAGGCAUCUACCAUUUAUUUUCAGCAAGAGGUUACAGAAUAGUGAUCCGCAGAUAUUAACUCUGUGGGGAGGCAACAUUGUCUGAAGUUGAACUGACUGGUCCUCUCCCAUCAAUGCAAAGUGCACCUUCCUGUCCUCAAAGAGGACUGAAAUAAGAGUUUUAUGGAACUUGCUGUAAAGAAAAGCAGAAAGCACAGUCCUUACCAGCAUCCAGACCCACUGCAUGAGGAAGGCAGUUCUCCAAGAAAAGCAGGGAACGUUUAUUAUAGGAUGGGACUGCUGCAGCAUAAAGUCUUUUUGCUGGUUCAGUCUUCUGAAGAGUGCAACGUCUUUCAGACUUCACUGAAGGUUUUUCUCCUGCUGUAGCACAACUUCCACCAUUGAACUUUGGCAAGGGGAGAAAGAAGCUCUUAAUGUCAGAGCAGAUCCAGCCCCAUUAGAGUGCACUGCACUACUUAUCCUAGGCACUCCAACCAUUACAUGUUUUACAAGCUUGGGAAUGUCCCCUUCCCCUCAGUUUCAGGAUGCUGGGAUGUCCUUUCUGUUGCACUGACCCUAUUUACAACAGAUACCGUUUGCUACAAACUCAGGUGGGGCUUUGCUGUUGUUGUUGCUGUUCUGGGCUAUCUGUUAAGCUUGCUUUGUGGUCCUGGCCACAGAUCUUCAGGCUCAGUGUAAAGCUUUAUCCCCACAGAGCUUCUAGAAGACCUCUCUCCCACAUGUUUUGCUAGCUUUGGCUUUAUGUUUCUUAAUAUAUGCAGAGAUGAGAAGAGACUGCUAUGCAUUUAGCAGGCCACUUGCUUCAUUGUACCUUCCUUUGGAAUGGAGGAAAAGAUUCUGCCCUUCAGUAGCCAGAGGCCCCAGGCCUUGCCUCCUUCAGGGCACACACAUUAACAUGAUGUGGUUUUAUACCCUGCUUUCAGAAACAACCUAUUUGUGCAUAAUGAGUUAUAUCUUGGUUGUGGACAAAUAAAAGUGUUUCUGAUCAGGACCUCCAGAACAUAACUUCCAUUUCUGGCCACAGAGUUCAAACCUGUUAGAGCCAAAGGAAAACCAGGUGCAGAAUCCCCCUUCUUUCACACCCCUCUGCUUUAACAAGGCAGGAAAGUCUUAGAAAGCAGGAAGAAAGCUGAGAACCUGUGGUCACUGUAGAUGUUUGUGCACUGUGGCAGCCACUGUUCCUGCAGUAACAGUACACCACUCUUGGAGUUCGUCCUUACUGCACCUCGCAUUUGUGCCAGCUCUGUUCUGUGACAGAACUCAUCAUGGCACUUCCAUGUUCAGCUGACAAACUUGAGACUAUAUUCUCUAGAAACAUACAGUUGCAGCACAGGAGUUUUUGUAAGCGCUGUUUCCAAUGAAUCUACCAGAAUCCAAGCCCCUCACUACUUUUAUUUAGCAAAACCAUAUGGCAACGAGGAAUUCUAGUGCUAUUUCUGCAACAGGAAUUUUACAUUUCAAUUGCACACCCUUCAGCAAGUGGCUGCUGGGACACCACCCUAAACUAGAAGCAUUAGCAGUCAGAUGGCCUGUUUUGGUAACAGGGAAGUGUUUGAUCAUACUGCUUUCCUGAUCAUAGAACAACAAGGGAGAUGAUCAAAGUGCCUUGGGGAACACACGUGAAGAAAUUUGCACUAAACAUGUUUAAAGUAAGAAAACUCAUUCUAAUUUCCUUCUUGAAAGACACAAACCAACAACUGCAUUUUUCUUUUCCUAAAAGGAUGUUAUUUCAAAGCUUCUAUCUUAUACUUAAACCUUAAAAAAGGAAAAUUUAACUGAAACUCACCUGCACAGCCAGUGAUUGUAUGAACUGCCACUUUCACAUCAUCUACAUGGAUUUAGUUGAUCUUUAGAAGAAUCCUGAACGGAGUGAGAUAGUCUAAAAUCAACCCAAUAGGAGCACUGCAGACCUGCAAGCAAACCUCUGCUCUGUUGGCUUCACUGUAUGAACCGUACUGAAAACUGCAAGAGGAUACUCAGUAUUAUCAAAACAGAAGUGUGUAAAUACUACAUAAAAGACCAGACCUUGAUGGGAUAACAUCUGGAUUUAUGGAGCCUUUUACAUUGAAAGAAUACUCAUCUUUGCCAAAGUGAUCCUCCCCCCAUACUAAAUCAACCCCUGUUGCUAAGGGAGGAGUUAUUUUUCCCUGUCUGCAAUGUCUUCAACCACUGAUGCUACAGUAUUUAUCACUUUAAAUAUUUGAGACUGGCCCUUUGCAGCUUCUGUCUAAAAGGGGAAGGCUCUCAAGGAAAGUGCCUAUAAAGAUUAAGGAGAAGUAUGUGCUGCUGUGACUGUAUCUCAGAAGAUGGGAUUGACCUUUUCUGGAUCUAAAUCUGGAUAUCCCACAUCCCACUAGCUUCUGCAGAGCACAGCUGCAAGAAGCAGACUAUCACACCAGAAGAGAUACAAGAUUCAUGAACCACUCAGUGCAUCCUUAAUGAUACACAGAGCUGAAAUUCAGAUGAAUGAAGCUGAUUUUUUAAGUGCUUGAAAGGACACUAAAACCAUUGCAAGGUUUUUUCCUUUAUAAAGUCUUUUCUUGUACAAGUUCUAAAAUGCAAUGUUCUGAUUCAUACCUUCUUGAUGUUUUUCAAUGUUGACUUAUUGAAUACCGUUCUCCCUGUUUCUGAUGGUUUUAUCAAGAGAUGCCCAUUGUCUUAACAGCACAUUAAGUACAAAAGAAAACCGUAAGUUGCAGGAAAAUAACUGAUUUGGAACAAAUAAGCUGAAAAUAGAUAACUCUUGGGGUAUGAGUGCAAUUUAUGCCACAGCCUGGUAGUGUUGCAUGCUUUGCUGUUAGCUGUGUUAAAUACUGUUUUGGUUGUUGUAAAUCCAUGUCAUGCAAAGUUUCAAACUGUUCUUUGAAUAAACUGAAAACACAAUAAACAGAUAAAAUGCUACAAAAAA
Molecule: messenger RNA, 6011 nt
Organism: Pezoporus occidentalis (night parrot)
Lineage: Eukaryota; Metazoa; Chordata; Aves; Psittaciformes; Psittacidae
Gene: CRAT
Product: carnitine O-acetyltransferase
Exons: 14
Coding region: 1029-3002 (657 amino acids)
Biological process (GO): carnitine metabolic process, CoA-linked
Cellular component (GO): peroxisome
Molecular function (GO): carnitine O-acetyltransferase activity
Source: RefSeq, a predicted model, not a curated record